GGCGCCCUGGGAGCCGCGAAGGAGCAUGCGCGGAAGCCCGCCGGAGCGCGGGGCGCUGGCGCGGCUUCGCAGCCAUGGAGGAGAAGCGGGGCCGAGACGAAGACCUCGGUCCCAGCCCGUCGGUGCUGUUCCUGCACCCGGACCUGGGCGUGGGCGGCGCCGAACGGCUGGUACUGGACGCGGCGCUGGCGCUGCAGGCGCGCGGGUGUAGCGUGAAGGUCUGGACGGCGCACUACGAUCCCGGCCACUGUUUCGCGGACAGCCGCGAGCUGCAGGUGCGCUGCGCCGGGGACUGGCUCCCGCGCGGCCUGGGCUGGGGCGGCCGCGGCGCGGCUCUCUGCGCCUACGUGCGCAUGAUCUUCCUGGCGCUGUACGUGCUGUUCCUCGGCGACGAGGAGUUCGACGUGGUCGUGUGCGACCAGGUGUCUGCCUGUAUCCCAGUGCUCAAGCUGGCCAGACGGCGUAAGAAGAUCCUGUUUUAUUGUCACUUUCCAGAUCUGCUGCUGACCCGGAGAGAUUCAUUGCUGAAACGCUUAUACAGGGCCCCAAUCGACUGGAUAGAGGAAUACACCACAGGCAUGGCCGACUGCAUCUUGGUCAACAGCUGCUUUACAGCUGCCAUUUUCAAGGAAACAUUCAAGUCCCUAUCUCACAUAGACCCUGAAGUCCUCUACCCAUCUCUGAACGUCACCAGCUUUGACUCAGCUAUUUCUGAAAAGCUUGAUGACCUCAUCCCCAAGGGGAAGAAAUUCCUGUUCCUCUCCAUCAACAGAUACGAAAGGAAGAAAAAUCUGACUUUGGCACUGGAAGCCCUCGUAGAACUGCGUGGCAGACUGACGUCCCAAGACUGGGACAAGGUUCACCUCAUCGUGGCAGGUGGUUAUGAAGAAAGAGUCCUGGAGAACGUGGAGCACUAUCAGGAAUUGAAGAAAACGGUCCAGCAGUCCGACCUUGCGCAGUAUGUGACCUUCCUGCGGUCUUUCUCAGACAAACAGAAAAUCUCACUCCUCCACGGCUGUACCUGUGUGCUUUACACACCAAGCAACGAACACUUUGGCAUCGUCCCUUUGGAGGCCAUGUACAUGCAGUGCCCAGUCAUUGCUGUUAAUUCGGGGGGUCCCUUGGAGUCCGUCGUCCACGGUGUCACAGGAUUUCUGUGCGAGCCCGACCCCGUGCACUUCUCAGAAGCAAUGGAAAAGUUCAUCCAUGAACCUUCCUUAAAAACAACAAUGGGACUGGCCGGGAGAGCCAGGGUGAAGGAAAAGUUUUCCUCUGAAGCUUUUACAGAACAGCUCUACUGCUAUGUCACCAAACUGCUGGUAUAAUCAGAAUUUUUUAAAGGCCUUUAUGCUGUAUUCAUUAAUAGCGUGUUUUGGUAGUUUGUAGACUCACUUUUGAAACCGAGAAAGAAACCUGGAAUCUAUUGCAGAUGAGAUUAAAAGAAAAAUAUACUUGAAUCUUGAA
This is a messenger RNA of Hyaena hyaena (striped hyena), 1464 nucleotides long. It is a transcript of the gene ALG2, whose product is annotated as ALG2 alpha-1,3/1,6-mannosyltransferase. Bases 75 to 1325 code for a protein of 416 amino acids. NCBI's taxonomy places the organism in Eukaryota, Metazoa, Chordata, Mammalia, Carnivora, Hyaenidae. The transcript has 2 exons. Gene Ontology annotation, molecular function: alpha-1,3-mannosyltransferase activity; GDP-Man:Man(1)GlcNAc(2)-PP-Dol alpha-1,3-mannosyltransferase activity. The record is from RefSeq and is a predicted model, not a curated record.